CUUCUAAUCUAUCACACUAUGGCCAAGCUGGAUGUCAGCAGCCAAAAGACACUUUUAAAGAGAGCUAUUCUCGGUUUAAUAGCCGUGGUGGCCUUUUCGUCGCGUUUAUUCAGUAUUGUUCGAUAUGAGUCUAUUAUUCACGAAUUUGACCCUUGGUUCAAUUAUCGUGCUACUCGCAUGUUAGUCAAAGAUGGUUUUUACGAUUUCUGGAAUUGGUUUGAUGACCGUUCUUGGUAUCCCCUUGGACGCGUUGUGGGUGGUACGGUCUAUCCAGGCUUGAUGGUCACUGCUGCUAUUAUACACAACGUGCUUCAUUUCUUUCAUUUCCCAGUCGAUAUCCGUAACAUUUGUGUGCUUUUAGCUCCUUUGUUCUCUGGUUUGACUGCUUUUGCUACUUAUCUCUUGACCACUGAACUCAAAGACAGUUCUGCUGGUUUGUUGGCUGCUAUCUUUAUGGGUAUUUCUCCUGGCUAUAUCUCUCGUUCAGUUGCUGGCUCAUAUGAUAAUGAAGCUAUCGCUAUCUUCUUAUUGAUGUUCACCUUCUUCCUUUGGAUUAAAGCACUCAAAUUGGGCUCCGCUUUAUGGGCAUCUGCUGCUGCCUUCUUUUAUUUCUACAUGGUAGCUGCUUGGGGUGGUUAUGUGUUUAUUAUCAACAUCAUUCCUCUUCAUGUAUUUACAUUGAUGCUUAUGGGACGCUUCUCUAACCGCGUCUAUGUGUCCUACUCUACCUUUUAUAUCUUGGGUACUUUGAUGUCAAUGCAAAUUCCCUUUGUUGGUUUCCAACCCACACGCACCUCUGAACAUAUGGCUGCCUUAGGUGUCUUUGGUCUUUGUCAAAUCAUGGGCUUUGUCAACUUGCUCCGUAGCCACCUUCAAGCCAAACAAUUCCAAAUUGUUUUGAAGGCUUUUGUUGCCAUCACAUUUGUUUUGGGUUUCACCGCUUUGGUAGGCUUAACGUUGGGCGGUUACAUUGCUCCUUGGACAGGUCGUUUCUAUUCUCUUUGGGAUACUGGUUAUGCUAAAAUCCACAUUCCUAUCAUCGCCUCUGUUUCUGAACAUCAACCUACUGCCUGGCCCAUGUUCUUUUUCGACUUGCAAAUGCUUAUUUUUGCUUUCCCUGUAGGUAUUUACUUGUGUUUCCAAAAGCUUAGAGACGAACAUGUCUUUGUCAUUGUCUAUUCUAUCUUUGCCUCUUAUUUUGCUGGUGUCAUGGUGCGUUUGAUGCUUACAUUGACACCUGUUGUCUGCAUUUGUGGUGGUAUUGCUAUCUCUUCUUUGCUUGAUACUUAUCUUGAUUUCACCAAUGUUCGAGAAGUACAAGAAAAGCCAGAAGAAGACAAGAAAAAGAAGUCUACUAAAAAAGAAAAGAACAAGGUUUAUGGUAUCCUUGCUCCUGACGCUCGUAUUAUUGUUGUUGGUACGUUUGUCUUUUUCCUCUUUAUGUUUGUCUGGCAUUGCACCUGGGUCACUUCCAAUGCUUACUCUUCUCCCUCUGUCGUUCUUGCGUCUCGUAACCCUGAUGGAUCGCAGCGUAUCAUUGAUGAUUUCAGAGAAGCUUAUUACUGGUUGCGCAAGAACACAGACGAAGAUGCCAAGAUCAUGUCUUGGUGGGAUUAUGGCUACCAAAUUGCUGGUUUCUCUAACCGCACCACUCUUGUGGACAACAACACUUGGAACAAUACUCAUAUUGCCACUGUGGGUCGUGCCAUGUCAACCAAUGAAGCUGAUGCUUAUGAAAUCAUGAAGAAGCAUGAUGUGAGUUAUGUGCUUGUGAUUUUUGGUGGACUUUUGGGCUACUCAGGUGAUGAUAUCAACAAGUUUUUAUGGAUGAUUCGUAUUGCUCAAGGUAUUUGGCCUGAUAAGAUCAAGGAGCCUGAUUUCUUUACACCGGGCGGUGAAUACCGUGUGGACGACCAAGCAUCCACUGCCAUGAAAGAAUCUUUGAUGUACAAGAUGAGUUAUUACCGUUUCCAUGAAAUGUUUGGUGGUCGUCAACCUUUUGAUCGUGUACGUAACCAACCACUUCCUAUGAAGGGUCCUGAAUUGUCUGUCUUGAAUGAAGCAUUUACUUCAGAGAACUGGAUUGUCAGAAUUUACAAGGUUAAAGACUAUGAUAAUUUAGGCAGAGAUCAUCGUGAAGCUAUGGCUUUUGAAUCUGGCAACAAGAAAGUGAAAGCAAAGAGAAGCAAAAAGAGCAAUGAUCGUAGAAGACGUGCUGCUGCUGCUUAUGAUGAUUUGGAUUAAAUAAAAAAAAAAAGUUAUUUAUU
Messenger RNA from Gilbertella persicaria, 2267 nucleotides. Its product is annotated as Oligosaccharyl transferase STT3 subunit-domain-containing protein. Gene Ontology annotation, cellular component: membrane. Gene Ontology annotation, biological process: post-translational protein modification. Lineage: Eukaryota; Fungi; Mucoromycota; Mucoromycetes; Mucorales; Choanephoraceae. Bases 19 to 2244 code for a protein of 741 amino acids. The transcript has 2 exons. Gene Ontology annotation, molecular function: dolichyl-diphosphooligosaccharide-protein glycotransferase activity. The record is from RefSeq and is a predicted model, not a curated record.